AUUAUUCUCUCGGUAAACAUACCUCCCACUGGACAUAGCUCACACCGAGACAUAGUUACACCCUUUUAUUAUGAAUUUUGAUGAUGAGAAUUUGUUCCAAAAAAGUUACCUGGAAAGGAACACAAACAACUGGAAUUGUCACCUCAGUCCCCCAAAAUUGAAUAUUAUUGAAAAUGUGUACGUGAUUUAACGUAUGCUCGGAAACCAUCAAACCUGACUCAACUGAACAGGUGUCCAAUAAAUCUCAGUUGACUCCCUAAAGCACAGGUGUCAAACUCCAGGUCGGGGGGCCGCUUGUCUGUCAUGACCCUCACAAAAAUCUUUAUCAAAAUGUUUCUCAUGCGCAAUAAACGAAAGUUUUCUUUUCCAAGCCUCGAACUUUGAGUCGUCAAUGGCCGACAGCUGAUUGUUCUGCUUCUGGGAAAGAAAUCCUGUUCCUCUUGAGACAAACAUUUUACCGGGAGUUGUCUUAAUACUUCGUAGCAGCUGAGAGUUCCGUAAGUUUCAAGAGGUUAUCUUCAAGGCGGGACAACGGGGGGGAAUGUUUAUUCAUACAUAUUGUAAAAGCAAGCUGUUGCAAUAUGCUAGUAAAUAAGAUGAAUUGUGAAGAAAUUGUGUCAUGUUCUGCUGAGUCAUCGUCACGCAUGAGGGAGUCUGUUUGAUAAACUUGAUGUUGCUGCAAAAUUAAACUAAGCUUUAAGAGAAGUGAAACCGUUAUAGCGGGACUACAAGAAGAGAAGGAAGCAGGAGCCGUUGAGUAGACUUGUGAAAGAUCGGCUGCCAUCAUGGGCGAGUGGUCCAUCUUAUCAGAGCUGUUGGACAAGGUCGAAUCGCAUUCGACUAUAUUUGGCAAGGUCUGGAUGAGCGUUUUGUUCGUCUUCAGAAUCUUCAUUCUAGCAGCUGGAGUAGACAGAAUAUGGGGAGAUGAACAAGCAAAUAUGGACUGUAACACCCAGAGCCCCGGCUGCAAGAAUGCUUGCUAUGAUAAGUCCUUCCCCAUAUCUCACACACGUUUCUGGGUGCUCCAAAUCCUAACCGUCUCAACACCUACAUUCAUCUAUCUGGGUCACGUCCUGCUUGUUAUUCGCAAAGAGAAUAAGAUCAGGCGACACAAUCGUGACCCCAACAGGAUAAUCAAAUCUCCCAAAUAUUCGGAUGAAAAUGGCAAGGUGAAGCUUAAAGGCUUCCUGUUGGUCAGCUACAUGAUGCAGCUUGUGUUCAAGAUCUUGCUGGAGGUGGGCUUCAUCGUGGGCCAGUACUUCAUCUACGGUUCCAUUCUCAUACCUGAUAAGAUUACGUUCCAAGGCGGAAGUUGUCGGACUGACACAAACUGCUUCAUUAGCCGUCCGACUGAAAAAAAUGUGUUCAUCAUUUUUAUGUUGGUGAUGGCUGUCAUCUCUGUACUGCUCAACAUUGCUGAAAUGUUUCAUUUGAUGAUAUUGAAGAUCAAGCAAAGAUGAAAGAGGAGCAUUGGCUCAUUUCUUCGUCAAUAAAUUUGCCCAAUGUUUAGAAAUCCAAACAAAUAAUCCGGCUUCCAUUGAGGUCCAAAACUAUAACGUGAAAGAUUGAAAUUUUACCUGAUAAUGUAUGACGCACUAUUUUGAGAUGAUAAUGAGAUGCCCUAUGCAGGUCACAACACAAAUACAGCCCUGCACUUUUAUUAUUCCUGUGCUCUCGUUUAUACAAUGUUAUUUUUGUGUGUGACAUUUUUCUAAAUUCUUGAGCUGUGAUGGAAGUGCAAAAUUGUUGCCUGCUAGUCUUGUUGCCAUGUUAUGUAUUGUAUGACAACUACUUGUUGUUGUUUUUUAUACUUUCUGUACAUCUGCAAAUGAACCGCAAAUAAACUAAAGUACAAUAUGAA
Molecule: messenger RNA, 1861 nt
Organism: Syngnathus typhle (broad-nosed pipefish)
Lineage: Eukaryota; Metazoa; Chordata; Actinopteri; Syngnathiformes; Syngnathidae
Product: gap junction Cx32.2 protein-like
Exons: 2
Coding region: 786-1460 (224 amino acids)
Biological process (GO): cell communication
Cellular component (GO): connexin complex
Source: RefSeq, a predicted model, not a curated record